Trypanosoma cruzi is the source of this 938-nucleotide messenger RNA. Its product is annotated as axoneme central apparatus protein, putative. Lineage: Eukaryota; Euglenozoa; Kinetoplastea; Trypanosomatida; Trypanosomatidae. Gene Ontology annotation, biological process: cilium movement. Gene Ontology annotation, cellular component: microtubule cytoskeleton. Gene Ontology annotation, molecular function: microtubule binding. The record is from RefSeq and is a predicted model, not a curated record. The annotation marks the transcript as partial. The transcript has a single exon.
AUGCCCAACCGCCAGAUCAUUCAGGUAUUUGAAGAGUACCAAAGGGCACGCGUCAAGUUUGUGCAAACAAUAGCGGACUUGGCCUCCAAACCGCAACACAUUGAAGCGCUGCAGCAGGCGGGUGUCAUGCAGCUGCUUCGACCUCUUCUUUUAGACAGUGUUCCCUCUAUCCAGCAGUCGGCUGCCCUAGCGCUUGGUCGCCUUGCAAACUACAGCGAGGAGCUCGCCGAAAACGUCGUCUCUGGAGACAUCUUGGCACAGUUGGUAUAUUCACUCAGCGACCAGAGCCGAUUUUACAAGAAGUCAGCAGCGUUUGUUCUGCGCAGUGUUGCACGGCACUCGCCGCAAUUGGCGCAGGCAGUUGUGGACAGUCAGGCGGUGGAGGCUCUCGUUGGUUGUCUGGAGGAGUUUGAUCCAACCGUGAAGGAGAGUGCGGCGUGGGCGCUUGGAUAUGUGGCGCGGCACAAUGCCCCACUGGCGCAAGAGGUGGUGGACAAGGGCGCCAUUCCACCGCUGGUGUUGUGUGUGCAGGAGCCGGAGUUAUCACUGAAGCGCACAGCGGCUUCCACGCUUUCUGACAUCGCGAAACAUUUGCCUGAGCUUGCGCAGGCGGUGGUGGACCAGGACGCCGUCACCCAUCUCGCUCCGCUCAUCAUGAGCAACGACAGCAAACUGAGGCGGCAAGUAUGCCAGUGCCUGGCGCAGAUCUCAAAGCACAGCGUGGAGCUGGCGGAGUUGGUGGUGGAAGGCGAAAUAUUCCCAAAGAUAUUCACGCUUCUCAAGGAUAGCGAUGAGGUGGUGCGCAAAAACGCUGCAACUUGCAUUCGUGAGAUUGCGAAGCACACACCGGAGUUGGCGCAGCUGGUGGUAAACGCGGGUGGUGUGGGCGCCCUCGUGGAUUACACGAGCGAGUCGCGAGACAGCGCGCGUCUACCGGG